GACGAAUGGGACGCUCCGGCGAUGAAGGACGGUGGCCUUAGUGGCAGAGGGAAAGAUCUUUUCGAUUCAUGAAUUGCAUCCUUGUGAUGAUGAUGGCCUUCAUCGACAUCGCCGUCAACCUGACAGAUCCCAUGUACCAGGGCAUCUAUCACGACAAGCAGCGGCACGAGGCGGACCUGCAAAGAGUGCUGGAGAGGGCAAAGGCCGCAGGCGUGCACAAGAUGAUUGUCACAGGCACGCAGAGCAGACACACAGAAUCAGUGAGUGAGAUCUCUCUCUGGUGAUUCACUGGUAUCCAUUGCAUUGCAGGUGGCAGCUUGGAGGACAGCCAAAAGGCCAUCGACCUCUGCAGGGAGUACGGUAAGCAGUGCAUGGCAUGGCAUGGCAACCCCUUCAGAAACCAUCCCCCCCAUUUAUUGAUCCAUUAUGGUCACCUCCUUCCUUCAUCCAUCAGAUCCGUCCGGCGGCGUGCUGUACUGCACUGUGGGCGUUCAUCCGACCCGCUGCAAUGACUUCAUUGACAAGGCAGAGACCCCCGAGGCACACCUGAGGGCGCUGCGGGAGCUGGUGGAGGGCAACCGGGACAGAGUGGUGGCCAUCGGGGAGAUUGGCCUUGGUACGUACGUUGGCACAGAAACCGAGAGCAUUGCUCAGCAUUGUUGGCUGUGUUGUCAUUGAUUGGGUCUGCUUGCCUCACUCCUCAGAUUUCGAGCGCGAGAUGUUCUGUGUGGCUGACACGCAGAAACGGUACGAGAGAGGGCCGCGCAUGGAGUGAGAGAGAGAGCGGCGGCCUGGCGUGUGUGUUGUGUUGUGGGUGUCAGGUUCUUCGAGGCGCACUUAGAUCUUGUGGAUGCUCUUGAGCUGCCGAUGUUCCUGCACAUGAGGGCGGCUGCCGACGCCUUCUGUGGUAUCGAUGGCCGCAAGCCUCGGUGCCAGCAGGGAUGAUGGCAAUUUCGUGUUCUUCCGCUGCGAUCAUUGCAGACAUCCUAUCUCGGAAUCGGCAGAAAUGGGAGAGGGUUGGAGGGGUGUCGCACUCGUUCACCGGUGGGCAAACCCACACGGACGCACAGACGAGUGGAGUGGCUGCAUGACGCGCUGCAUUGGCUGGGUUUGUAUGCUCAGGGACGGCAGAAGAGCUGCAGAAGGUCAUUGAUCUAGGCCUCUGCAUCGGUAGAAAGAAAGGCUUCUCUCACCGCCCCGGAGUGUUCUGAUGGAUUUGAUUGGCUCAUGACCUGAUCGAUCAGGCCUGAAUGGGUGUUCGCUCAAGACGGAUGAGAACCUUGAUGUGGCGGCACAGGUGCCGGAACAUCUCGUCAUGCUCGAAACAGGUCUGUCUGCAGCCCAAACCGACACGGGGCUCCUCGCUGCACAUGUGUGUGUGUGUGUGUGUGUCCAUGUCAGAUGCCCCCUGGUGCGACAUCCGCCCGACACACGCUUCCAGCAGUUUUGUCAAGACCGACAUCGACUGCGUCAAGAAGCCCGAGAAAUGGGAGCCGGCCAGGCAGGUCAAGGGGAGGAAUGAGCCCUGCAACAUGGUGCAGGUGGCGGAGGCGGUGUUCGGUGUGCGGGCUGCCAGGGGGAGGACAACACAUGACUUCAACGCAUUCUGCAACACGUGAGCGCCGCUGUGCAUCCCGAUUUGUGCGCGUGUGUGCACUCACUGGCUUGGUUCUGGUGUGGGUGUGCAGGGUGGUGUCCAACACGCUGCGGCUGUUCACCAAGCUGAAGGCCUAGGCGAUUUUCAUUGUGUGUCUGUGUGGGUUGACUGAGUAUUUAUUUGUGUGCGUGGCGUGGGGGAGAGAGUGGCUGCGUGACGGUUGAUGUGACUUGACAGAAAGGCACGCCAGGCCAUCCGACAGACACGCAUCAGUCAGUCCCCCCAUGACAGCAAAAUUAGCUAAGUCAGUCUUUGCACAUCGAUCAA
This is a messenger RNA of Vitrella brassicaformis, 1924 nucleotides long. Lineage: Eukaryota; Vitrellaceae. The record is from the annotation of a GenBank genome assembly.